Cariama cristata (Red-legged seriema) is the source of this 974-nucleotide messenger RNA. It is a transcript of the gene AGXT, whose product is annotated as alanine-glyoxylate aminotransferase. Gene Ontology annotation, molecular function: L-alanine:glyoxylate transaminase activity; L-serine:pyruvate transaminase activity. The record is from RefSeq and is a predicted model, not a curated record. The transcript is spliced from 10 exons. The annotation marks the transcript as partial. Lineage: Eukaryota; Metazoa; Chordata; Aves; Cariamiformes; Cariamidae. Gene Ontology annotation, cellular component: peroxisome.
GUGAUGGAUGAGAUCAAGGCAGGCAUCCAGUAUGCCUUCCAGACGCAGAACCAGCUGACUCUGGCCAUCAGCGGCACCGGCCACUGCGCCAUGGAGGCUGCCCUCUUCAACCUCCUGGAGCACGGCGACAUCGCACUGGUGGCCGUCAACGGCAUCUGGGGACAACGUGCCACCGACAUCGCCAGGAGGUUGGGAGCCAAUGUCCAUGAGCUGCUGAAGCCCCCAGGUGAAUACUUCACUCUGUCGGACAUCGAGGAGGGCUUGGCAUGGCACAAGCCCUCGGUGCUCUUCAUCACCCAUGGCGAGUCCUCCACCGGGGUGCUGCAGCCGCUGGAGGGGCUGGGCGAGCUGUGCCACCGGCAUGGCUGCCUGAUGGUCGUGGAUGCGGUAGCAUCGCUCGGGGGAGCCCCCAUCUUCAUGGACCAGCAGGAGAUCGAUGUCCUAUAUUCGGCAUCUCAGAAAGUCCUCAACGCCCCUCCUGGCAGUGCCCCCAUCUCGUUCAGUGAGCGAGCCAGGGAGAAGAUGCUGAGGAGGAAGACGAAGCCCCCGUCCUUCUACCUGGACAUGGGCUGGCUGGCAAACUACUGGGGCUGCGACGGGGAGCCACGAAGAUACCACCACACGGCACCCAUCAACAGCUUCUUCAGCCUGCGGGAAAGCUUGGCCAUGCUGGCGGAGCUGGGUCUGGAGAGCUCUUGGGAACGCCACCAGGCCAACUGCAUCCAGCUGUGCCAGGGGCUGUGCGACCUGGGGCUCGAGCUCUUUGUGAAGGAGGAGAAGGCAAGACUUCCCACGGUCACCACUGUCAAGGUGCCCGAGGGCUACGACUGGAAGGAGAUCACAGCCUUUCUCAUGGACAACCACGCCAUCGAGAUCGCCGGUGGCCUGGGCCCCUCAGUGGGCAAGGUCCUGCGAAUCGGCCUCAUGGGCUGCAACUCCACCAGCGGCAACGUGGACCGUGUGCUGCGUGCCUU